AUGCCUUUAAUAAAAAAAAAAAGAGGAAUUCUUGAUGAUGUAAAUAUAAAAAUAUCUCCUGAUAUUAAUAAGAUAAUGAAAAAUUCAGUUGUAGGACCAGCAAUUGAAAAAAAUAUAGGUCAAUGUAUGAGAGAUAAAAAAAUUGGUGAAAAGAAGAAAGAAAGAAAACUUAAUCGUGAAGAAACAGCAGGAAAAGGGUGGUUUGACAUGAAAUCACCUGAAAUGACGGAUGAAAUUCGUCGAGAUCUUGAAGUGAUACAAAUGCGUGGUGCUAUAGACCCAAAAGCACAUUAUAAAAAGAAUGCCUCUAAGGAAUUACCAAAACAUUUUCAGAUUGGUACUGUAAUUGAAACGAAAGCCGACUUUUACUCAAGUAGAUUAACUAAUAAAGAAAGGAAAAGAACAAUUGUUGAUGAGUUGUUGGCAGAAUAUGAUAAGAAAAAAAAAUCUUAG
Molecule: messenger RNA, 453 nt
Organism: Strongyloides ratti
Lineage: Eukaryota; Metazoa; Nematoda; Chromadorea; Rhabditida; Strongyloididae
Product: Deoxynucleotidyltransferase terminal-interacting protein 2
Exons: 3
Coding region: 1-453 (150 amino acids)
Biological process (GO): RNA processing
Cellular component (GO): nucleolus
Molecular function (GO): RNA binding
Source: RefSeq, a predicted model, not a curated record